UCUCGCACUUUCUAAAACCUUCUCAUCUUCAGGAACCAUGUCUAGCAAAUCCAUCAGGAAGACUCAAACCAUCAGCCAUCGUGGCUUCAGUGCCGGCUCAGCCAGAGUCCCUGGGGCCUCCCGCUCUGGCUUCAGCAGCAUCUCUGUGUCCCGCUCCAGGGGCAGUGGUGGCCUCGGUGGAGUGUGUGGAGGUGGCUUCGGCAGCCGCAGCCUCUACGGCGUGGGGGGCUCCAAGAGGAUCUCUAUCGGAGGGGGCAGCUAUGGCAUUGGUGGCGGAUAUGGUGGCAGAAUUGGAGGUGGCUUUGGCUUUGGCGGUGGAGCCGGGAGUGGAUUUGGUUUUGGCGGUGCAGCUGGUAGUGGCUUUGGGCUCGGUGGUGGAGCUGGCUUUGUUGGUGGCUAUGGGGGCUCUGGCUUCCCUGUGUGCCCCCCUGGAGGCAUCCAAGAGGUCACUGUCAACCAGAGUCUCCUGACUCCCCUCAACCUGCAAAUCGACCCCGCCAUCCAGCGGGUGAGGACCGAGGAGCGGGAGCAGAUCAAGGCCCUCAACAACAAGUUCGCCUCCUUCAUCGACAAUGUGAGAUUCCAGGAGCAGCAGAACCAGGUCCUGGACACCAAGUGGACCCUGCUCCAGGAGCAGGGCACCAAGACCGUGAGGCAGAACCUGGAGCCUUUGUUCGAGCAGUACAUCAACAGCCUCAGGAGGCGGCUAGAAUCUCUCCCCUUCUUUAGUGGCUGCCUGGACUCAGAGCCCAGACACAAGCAGAGCAAGAGAGAGGACUUCAAGAACAGAUAUGAAGGAGAAAUCAAUAAGCAUGCAGCAGCACAGAAUGAAUGUGUAACCCUGAAGAAGGAUGUUGAUGCUAUCUGCACAAAUGAGGUUGAACUGCAAGCCAAGAUAAGUACACUUAGUGAUCAGAUUGAUUUCUUGUGUACCUACUUUGAGCAGGAGUGUUCUCAAACGCAAUCCCGCAAUUGAGACAUUUCUGUGGUCCUCUCCACGGACAACAACCAUAAUCUCAACCUAGAUAGCAUCAUCUCUGAGGUCAAAGGCCUAUAUAAGGAGAUCACUCGGAGGAGGUAAGCUGAAGCUGAGUCCUUAUACAGACCAACAUAUGAGGAGCUGCAAACCAAGGUUAGCAGACAAAGGGACAACCUACACAACACCAAGCAGGAGACUGCUGAGCUCAACCAUGUGUUCCAGAGACUGAGAUCUGGCAUCAACCACACCCAAAAGCAGUGCGCCAACCUGCAGGCCGCCAUUGCUGAUGCUGAGCAGCGUGGGGAGCUGGCCCUCAAGGAUGCUAAGAAUAAGCUUGCUGAUCUGGAGGACGCCCUGCAGAAGACCAAGCAGGACAUGGCCUGGCUGCUGAGGGAGUACCAGGAGCUGAUCAAUGUCAAGCUGGCCCUGGAGGUUGAGAUUGCCACCUACAGGAAGCUGCUGGAAGGCGAGGAGUUCAGGUGGCUGAGUGGGGAAGACGUUGGACAAGUCAACAUCUCCGUGGUGCAGUCCACCGUUUCCAGCGGCUAUGGCGGCGCCAGUGGUGUUGGCGGUGGCUUAGGCCUGGGUGGAGGCAGCGGCUACUCCUAUGGCAGCGGUCACAGUAUUGGAGGUGGCUUCAGUUCCGGCAGUGGCAGAGGCAUUGGGGGUGGCUUGAUUUCCACUGGGGGUGGCAGUUCCACCAUCAAAUACACCACCACCUCAUCCUCCAGCGGGAAGAGCUACAAGCCCUGAAGUCUGCUCUUGUCCCCUCUUCGUCUCCGGCCCCCUCUCCAGCUGCAUUGUCCUCUCCUCCAGUUGCUCCUUCUCUCCUGCUUCUGACUUCUCUUGGCCUCUGAGUUAGAGCUGAAGUU
Ceratotherium simum simum (southern white rhinoceros) is the source of this 1851-nucleotide messenger RNA. The record is from RefSeq and is a predicted model, not a curated record. NCBI's taxonomy places the organism in Eukaryota, Metazoa, Chordata, Mammalia, Perissodactyla, Rhinocerotidae.